AUGCUGUUUGUCAGUUUUCGAAUUUGUCUUUGAACUUUCCUCCGCACUCUAAUGGCUGAAUGGCAGUGGAAGCCGCAUGUGUUUUGACCGACUCGGUUAAAUUUUACAUAUUUUAAAAGUUAAUCUGAGGAUUCGGGACAAUUUAUUUGCAGGACGUUCGUGCACGGGAGCGACAAGUGUUAGUAAGAUUUACCAAGAUUCGAUUGCACGACUGGACUCCAUUACCUUGAACGCUUGUAAGAAGCAGAGGGUGCUGUGCUGUAAUCACUUCCCGAAAUGUGAGCGUGGUUGUGGAGUACAGAUUCAGUUCCUUGAUCGGGAGCAGCUCUUUACAUCGUCGGAAUCCAGCCUUGCGUCACAGCUGAAAACAUGUCCCGGUUAAUAUCGGUCCUGCGAGGUAUCCGUGGCGUUUUAUUCUGCUUACUGAUGUUCCUCAGCAGCGCGCUUGGAAGUGUGUUCGUGCUGUUCCCUACCUUGCCUCUUCUUUACGUCAACCGGCGCCUGUUUCGAUGGUUGGGAGACCACAUUAUCGCUUUGUGGGAAUCGUAUCCUGUGGCUUUGCUGCACAUUCUCUGCCGUGUUGACAUCCGUAUAUUCGGGGAUGAAAUCGACCCGGAGAAAAAUUCUCUCAUAAUUAUGAAUCACCGAACUAGGCUAGAUUGGUUAUUCCUCUGGACAGCUUUGUAUCCUGACGCACUGCCACGGCACAAAAUAAUCCUAAAACGGGAUUUGAAACGCGCUCCUGGAACCGGUUGGUCAAUGCAAUGCGCCGGCUUUUUAUUCAUCGAUCGCAAAUGGGAGAGCGAUCAGGAGCUGUUUCACAAGGCCAUAGAAUAUGUGUCGCAUGACAACCGCAAAGUGAACAUGCUCCUUUUCCCUGAAGGUACAGAUUUCAAUCCGCGAUCUCAAACCCGAAGCGAUGCCUUCGCCUUGACGAAUGCUCGACCGAAAUUGCUCCACUGCAUUUACCCACGCGUCCGUGGCUUUACUUUUCUUGCCGAGCUUAUGAGAAAAUAUAAUGUUUUGGAUGAAAUUUACGACAUUACAAUCGUGUAUCCGAAAGAGAUUAUCCAAAGUGAACCUCAAAUGCUUCUUCGAGGCCCACCAAGUGCUAUUUACUUCUUAAUAAAGCGUCAUGGAGCGGAAGAGCUGCCGGCAUCCACCACCGACCUCGAAUCAUGGUUAUCAGAUUGCUGGACGAAUAAAGAACAGGAGCUUGCGGAGUUCUACAAAAGUAGACAAUUUCCUCCCAAAUUUUUGGGGCGACAACUAUUUGCCAUCCCGUUGUUAUGGGUUUCUUUGAUUGUGUGGACGGCUUUGAUUGUAUUUUGGCUAUGGCUGUUGAGUACGUCGCUGUAUGCUGAUAUUUUCUUUGUGAUCGGUUCUGGUGUCUAUUGUUUCUUCACGUAUAUUCUCGGUGGUGUCGAUAGAUUUGAAUUGCGGCGUUUUCUUGCUGAAAAACACUGAUAGCAGCAAGCACCUCUGUAUAACUGUCUAAAACAUUUCCUUGAAUGCUGAACAUGACAGUCAAGUUCGUCUUAUGCUCAUUUUCAUCAAGUUCGGAAAUUACUUGCAUUCAUAACUGUUAAGGUCAACCCCGCGCUCGGU
Molecule: messenger RNA, 1608 nt
Organism: Paramacrobiotus metropolitanus
Lineage: Eukaryota; Metazoa; Tardigrada; Eutardigrada; Parachela; Macrobiotidae
Product: lysocardiolipin acyltransferase 1-like
Exons: 8
Coding region: 370-1467 (365 amino acids)
Cellular component (GO): endomembrane system
Molecular function (GO): acyltransferase activity
Source: RefSeq, a predicted model, not a curated record